CUUUUUGUAAGUGUGUGAAAAAUGGCAAAGGACACAAACUCUCUCAGUUGUUCGAUUUGUUUAGAUCUACUGAAGGAUCCAGUGACUAUUCCUUGUGGACACAGUUACUGUAUGGGCUGUAUUAAUGGCUUCUUGGAUCAGGAAGAUGACAAGGGUCUCUACAGCUGCCCCCAGUGCAGACAGACCUUCAAACCACGACCUGUUCUAAACAGGAACACCAUCUUGGCUGAAUUGGUGGAGAAUCUGAAGAAGACAAGACUCCAAACUUUUCCUCCUGAUCAUUAUUCUGCUGGACCUAUAAAUGUGGAGUGUGAUUUCUGCACUGGAAGAAAACUCAAAGCCGUCAAGUCCUGUCUAGUGUGUCUGGCCUCUUACUGUGAGACUCACGUUCAGCCUCACUAUGAAUCUCCUGCCUUUAAAAAGCACAAGUUGGUUCAAGCCUCCGCAAAACUACAGGAGAAGAUCUGUCCUCAUCAUGACAAACUACUGGAAGUUUACUGUCGUACUGAUCAACAGUGCAUCUGUUAUCUUUGUACAAUGGAUGAACAUAAAGGACAUGAUACAGUCUCAGCUGCAGCAGAAAGGACUGAGAAACAGAAACAUGUGGGAGAGAAACUUGAAUCCCAGAAAAGAAUCCAGGAGAGAGAGAAGAAGAUUCAAGAAAUUAGACAGGCUGUGGACUCUUUGAAGAGUUUCCAGUCUCUCUGUGUCUCUCCUGGAUCUAAGGACUUACCCAACAUCAGUGUCCAUCCACACAUCUCCUUUGAGAAUGUAACGAAAUCAGUCUUUGAACUGAAAGUUCAACUACAGGAUGUAUGCAAAAAUGAAAUGGACAAAAUAACCUUUGAAGUGACUACAGUUCAGAUUGAACCACCUGCUGAGCCCAAGACCAGAGAGGAUUUCUUAACAUGUGAGGAAAUACAAUCACACACAGAGACAGUCACAUCUAGUUUUUUGCACUUUAUGUAAACGUACACACACAACCAUAGACAUGCACACAUACACUUGUAAACAUAUGCGGCGUGCAUGCUGUUUCUUUGCAUGUAAAUGUAAUCUUACACACACACACACACAGAGGGAGAGACAGAGACACACACAGAGAGGGGGAGACAGAGACAAACUCACACACACAGAGGAAGAGACACCAAGACACACAGAGAGGGAGAAAGAGAGCGAGAUGGAGAGGCAGAGUUCUAAAAGCACUUUCUUGGGUCUUUUUACAAGAGCCCACAACACAACAAAGACUCAAACAAACAACAACAAGUUCAAGAACAAUUUAAAAGCACAACACCGAAUCAUCCUUCACAGUAACUAAACACAACAGACA
Esox lucius (northern pike) is the source of this 1327-nucleotide messenger RNA. Its product is annotated as E3 ubiquitin/ISG15 ligase TRIM25-like. The record is from RefSeq and is a predicted model, not a curated record. Lineage: Eukaryota; Metazoa; Chordata; Actinopteri; Esociformes; Esocidae. Gene Ontology annotation, molecular function: zinc ion binding. The transcript has 4 exons. The coding region runs from base 22 to 969 and encodes 315 amino acids.